Molecule: messenger RNA, 3120 nt
Organism: Camelina sativa (false flax)
Lineage: Eukaryota; Viridiplantae; Streptophyta; Magnoliopsida; Brassicales; Brassicaceae
Source: RefSeq, a predicted model, not a curated record
AUGGAUAAAACUUGGGUCUGGUUACCAAGGAAUAGUCUUGAGUAUGAGCUAGGAGCAACUAAAUUUGUGUUUGAUUCAGCAAGAUGUUUGGGUAAUCUAUCAGAUAUGUUUUGUCCUUGCGUUGACUGUCGCAAUGUGGUUCAUCAGUCAAAUGAGACAGUGUUGGAGCAUCUGGUUAUUAGAGGGAUGGAUCUAAAGUACAAGAGAAGUAAAUGUUGGAGUAAACAUGGGGAGAUAAGGAAUGAAAAGACAGCGGAUGCUGAUACAUCUGAGUACGAGGCUUUUGAGUUGAUUAGGACAGCUUUUAAGUCGAGUGAAGGCAAGAAAUUGUCUGAGAAUCACAGUGUAGAAGAGUUGGAGGGUAUUGACAGUAAAGAGGAAAUCGAGUUUAGAAAGAAGUUAGAGGAUGCAGAAACUCCCUUAUACUCGACGUGUGCUAACUACACAAAGGUUUCUGCAAUCAUGGCACUUUACCGGAUAAAGGUCAAGAGUGGGAUGUCAGAGAACUUUUUUGAUCAGCUACUGACAAUAGUACAUGACAUGCUACCUGGAGAGAAUGUGCUGCCUACGUCUACGGAUGAGAUGAAGAGAUUUUUGAAGGUUUUUGGUUUUGGUUAUGAUUCCAUUCACGCCUGCAUAAAUGAUUGUAUCCUUUAUCGAAAGCAAUAUGCGGAGUUAACAAGCUGUCCAAGAUGUGCUGAAUCAAGAUGGGAAACAGAUAAUAUAACCGGUGAGGAGAGGAAAGGGAUUCCAGCAAAGGUGCUACGGUACUUUCCAAUAAAAGAUAGAUUUAGGAGGAUGUUUAGAUCAAAACGGUUGGCUGAGGAUUUGUGUUGGCACUUUACUAAUGCUAGUGAAGAUGGUACAAUGCGGCAUCUAGUGGACUCCUUGACUUGGAUCCAGGUAAACGAUAAAUGGCCAGAGUUUGCUGGGGAUGCUAGAAACCUUAGACUAGGAAUUUCUACUGAUGGGAUGAAUCCGUUCGCUAUCCAAAACACCAAAUACAGCACAUGGUCGCCGCUGAUAGAUGACCUAAAAGAGUUAUGGAAUGAUGGUAUGGAGGUUUAUGACUCGUUUAAGCAGGAGAGUUUCACUCUAAGAGCUAUAUUGUUGUGGAGUAUCACUGACUAUCCAGCAUUAGGUACAUUAUCUGGAUGUAAAGUGAAAGGGAAGCAAGCGUGUAUUGUCUGUGGGAAGGAUACACCUCAUAGGUGGUUAAAGUUCAGCCGCAAACAUGUAUAUAUGGGUAACAUGAAGCGUUUGAGACCUGGGCAUCCUUAUAGACGUAAGAAAGGGUGGUUUGACAAUACGGUGGAGGUUGGUACUGCAAAUAGAAUUCAGAGUGGAGCAGAAAUACUUGAGAGCCUUAAAGAUUUUAGGAAUGAAUUUGGUAGACCUUUAGAUAAGAAAGGCAAGAGAAAAAGAGUUGAGGCAGAUGUUGAUGAUGCGAGUUCAGCUGAUGAAUAUGAAGAAGGCGAUGAUCAAUGGCGGUGGAAAAAAAGAUCAAUCUUCUUUGACUUACCUUAUUGGAAGUAUCUGCCUGUGAGGCAUAAUAUUGAUGUCAUGCACGUGGAAAAGAAUGUGUCUGAUGCACUAUUACCUAUUCUGAUGCAUAGUGGAAAAUCCAAGGAUGGGUUGAAAGCAAGGAAAGAUUUAGAAGACAUUGGUAUUCGAAGCAACUUACAUGCGGAGAUACGUGGGAAGAGAACCUACUUACCUCCAGCUGCGUAUUGGCUUUCUAAGGAGGAGAAACGUAAAUUGUGCAGAAGGUUAUCCAAAUUCAGAGGUCCUGAUGGAUAUUGUGCCAACAUCUCUAAUUGUGUGUCAGUAGAUCCUCCCAGCAUUGGUGGUCUCAAGUCACAUGACCAUCAUGUCAUAAUGCAGAACCUGUUUCCGGUGGUUUUGAGAGGUUUACUGCCUAAAGGACCUCGUAUAGCAGUGAAUCGAGUAUGCAAUUACUUCAACAGGCUGUGCCAACGUGUAAUUGAUCCAGAGAAGCUAAUUACACUAGAAUCAGAGUUCGUGGAAACAAUGUGUCAGUUGGAGAGAUACUUUCCACCAUCUCUUUUUGACAUUAUGUUUCACCUGCCAAUACACCUAGCAAGAGAAGCACGCUUGGGUGGCCCUGUACACUUCAGAUGGAUGUACCCUUUUGAGAGAUACAUGAAGACACUAAAGGCAUAUGUGAAGAAUUUUGCAAGGCCAGAAGCUUGUAUGGCUGAAGGCUACUUGGCUGGUGAAUGCCUUGCGUUUUGUUUAGAGUUUCUUCAGAAGUCUGUUCCAGUUGAAGAAACACUUGCUCGCAAUGAAGAUGUUGAGGUAGAUGAACAUGUCCUUGAAGGUCGACCACUGCAGAAAGCCACAGAAAAGAUUCUCACAGAUAAAGAGCGAGACAUAGCUCAUCGGUUGCAUUUGGAAGAACUGCAAGCUAUAGAUGCAAGAUGCGCAAAGAAUUCAACUCUAUUAUGGAAAUAUCAUAACGAAAGGUUCCCACAGUGGAUUAAAAAAAAGAUACCAAGUAACUCGAAGGACCAUUCUAGUAGGCUGAGAUGGCUUGCUUUUGGACCAAGACAUAUCGCUCAAACUUAUAAGGGUUUUGUAGUAAACGGCCAUCGCUUUCAAACAGAUGAUGUCAAGAGGAAGACUCAGAAUAGUGGAGUAACUUAUGAAGCAUUCUCUAUGUGUAGAGCUAGUUCUAAAGAUACGAGACAAAUGGCAGACAUAGUAGCAUUCUAUGGAGUGAUAAAGGAGAUCGUAUUGAUGGACUACCACAUGUUCCAGGUUCCAUUAUUUAGGUGUAGUUGGGCUAACAAAGGGAAUGGAGUGAAAGAGGAAGACAGGUUCACACUUGUCAAUCUCCAUAUGAAUCAGACAUCAUUCUUAAAUGAUCCUUUCAUUCUGGCAUCGCAAGCUAAACAAGUUUUUUACUCCAGAGAUGAUGAGAACUCACCUUGGUAUGUUGUUAUGCGGGCACCACCAAGAGGGUACAACAUGAUGGACACAGUAGAUGAGUUAGUUCCUGCACAAUCAUCAGUCCAGCCAAUUGAAGAUUUAGGAGAUCAUGAGACUGAUGAUGACAGUUUUUGUGUUAGGGAUGAUUGUGAAGGUGUUCUAGUAUAA